UACGCGCUGCGCCCGGUCGGAAGUGCCCCGGCCGGUGCCGGAAGCAUCCCGGCCGUUGCCGGCAUCGGCCCAUAAGACUGCAGAAUGAGGCUUGCGGCUGGCGCGCUGUGGCGCGCGGCCGGGGCCGCCUUGAGGGGCAGCUUCUCCGUUGCGGGCCAUGACGUGGCACGCUGGUUCCCGGGACACAUGGCCAAAGGUCUCAAGAAGAUGCAGAGCAGCCUGAAGCUGGUAGACUGUAUCAUCGAGGUACACGAUGCUCGGAUUCCAUUAUCUGGUCGAAAUCCUUUGUUCCAUGAAACUCUUGGAAUUAAGCCUCACCUGCUUGUACUUAACAAAAUGGAUUUGGCAGAUCUUAAAGAUAAACAGAAAAUUGUGGGACAACUGAACAAAGAAGGAGUGAAAAAUGUAAUUUUUACCAAUUGUUUAAAGGAUGAAAACAUAAAACAGAUUGUUCCAAAGGUUACUGAACUCAUCGAGAGUGGCUACCGCUAUCAUCGAGGAGAGAAUCUAGAGUACUGCAUCAUGGUGAUUGGUGUGCCCAAUGUGGGCAAGUCCUCACUCAUCAACUCACUCAGGAGGCAGCACCUCAAAAAAGGAAAAGCCUCUCGAGUGGGUGGUCUUCCUGGGGUUACGAAAGCAGUUAUGUCCAAAAUUCAGGUGUGUGAGCGGCCUUUGAUGUUCCUUCUGGAUACUCCUGGUGUGCUUGCUCCACGGAUCCAGGAUGUCGAGACUGGGCUGAAACUCGCCACCUGUGGAACUAUUUUGGACCAUUUGGUAGGAGAAGAUAUCAUUGCUGAUUAUCUUCUUUUCACACUUAAUAAGCAACAGCAGUUCCGGUAUGUGGAGCAUUAUGACCUGGGGGAAGCUUGUGAUGACAUAGGAAGCGUACUGAAAAGGAUUGCUAUAAAACUCAAGAAGAUCCACAAAGUGAAAGUGCUCACUGGGACUGGUGAUGUUAAUGUAACUCAGCCUAACUAUUCUGCAGCAGCCUGUGACUUUAUUCGAAGCUUCCGAAGUGGGGUGCUGGGUCAGGUGAUGUUCGACACUCCUGUCCUGCAAGAGCCCCAGGCAAACAACGAUUUUGACUACUGAGCCUGAGCAGUCAAUGUUCUUUUCUGCUCCUACUCCCUGUGUGGCCUCAGGCAAGUCACUUAUUGUGUUUGGGCUCCGUUUCCUCUUCUGUAAAAUGAAGAAGUUGGAAUAAAUGACCUUAGAAUAGAGGUCCCUUCUAGCUCUAAAGGUGAAACUGUGAGCCUGAAGUCCAAGAAGUAGCCUCUGUCUUUGGGAGGUGUCUGAGGAUUUGGCAUUAAUUUUCAUCAUGUCUUGGCCGAAUAAUAAAGUAUAGUUUGUUAUUUCUUCUUCUUCUUCUUCUUUUUUUUUUUUGGUGAGGCAAUUGGGGUUAAGUGACUUGCCUAGGGUCACACAGCUAGUAAGUGUUAAGUGUCUGAGGCUGGAUUUGAACUCAGGACCUCCUGACUCCAGUAUCCGUGCUCUAUCCACUGCGCCAUCUAGCUGCCCCUUUGUUAUUUCUUCUUAAAUGAACAACAAGUAUAUUUUCAGGGCUAGGGUCCAUGAAAUGGGAUGAUCAUUGAAUUUCUUUUAGAUACAGUGUGUGUUCCUUUAAUAACUCAACUUUUUCUUACAGUAGAUAAUAAAGGAAUCUUUAAAAAAAAAGAAAAGAAAACACUUAUUCCAUACAUUGCCAUCCAGCUGUGGGAAAGGGUCUUUUCUUUGGGUUAAUUGAAUUUCACUUGUCAAAGAUUUUUAUUAUCUAAAGCAGCUAUACUCCAGGUCAAAGACUUAUCACUUUGUCAAAAGUAGAACUUGGAGCUACAAAAGAAGAACUACAUUUCUUCUUGUGAACUACUUAAAUGGUCAUUUUCUUGGCUAACCACCUAUAGCUUGAUUUUCCCUGCUUAGGAAAGACAUUAGUUUGAAAUGUUCCCAGCCAGUUACUUUUAAAACUUUAUUAAAACUUGCUAUUCAUGAUUGCUCUUGCAAUAUUCCAGAGAUUACAUUGAGAAACAAUCAGCUUUUUAAUGUAGUGGUUUAUUUUCAUAUUACUUUGAAAACAUAAAUAAAAACUUGAACAAAUAUGCUUGAAAAAUACCUUGUGGUCUAAUACAAGAACAGCCGCCUUCCAUCUUGUGUUGAAGUCCAGCUAAAUUGAUUCCAUCAUUGCAAUGAUAUUUAAUUAAAGCCUAUGAAACAGUCAUCCAAACAGUGAGUCAUAUAUACAAGUCAUAAGUCAAGUAAAAUAACUUGUAAGACAGAGACAUCAAACCUACCCCUGAGCUCCUUUCAACUACAAUAAAUGAAUAAUAGAAGUCUAUUUUUAAAAAGUUAAUCUAUUAUUAACUAACAGUAGUAGCUAAGAUAUUGGGGAGAAAUCAUUCAAUAAAUGUUUAUUAAAAAGAAUAUGCUUUUAUAGUGUUUGAGUCAACUAAACUGUGCCUUAUUCAGUAUUUUUGGGAGGAUUUUAUUGAAAUAAAUUAUUUGAGGUUUUUAACCUGUACCAUAACUCUAGAAAAGGCCAUAUGGAGAGGGCCUAUGGAAGGGUUCUUAAACUUUCUUUCAUGAUGGGUCCUUUGGCAGUCUGGUAAAGCCUAUGGACCCAGUCUCAGAACAGUCUUUUUAAAUGUAAAAAAUGAAAAACAUAAGAUUACAAAGGAAACCAACUAUACUGAAACAUAGUUAUAAAAAAUGUCUAAGAAUUCAAGGACUCCAGGUUAAGAACUCUUGGUUUAGAAUAAGGAAAUACUGGUAUCUGGAAUGUUAAAAUGGCAAGAUACAUUUGGGCUUUUAGUACCUGUUCCUAAUCUGUCUUCUCUAACCACAGCCAAUGGCCACCUUGUGAAGCAUUGCAAUAAUAUUGUCGAGGAUGUUUGUGUCCUGUGCAGUUUUGACAGCCAAUGCAUUGUAUUCUCAUAAUCUCUUCUUAUUGGAUGAUAGGAGUAUAGUGUUGGGUGGGACUUUAGGUCAUUUGGUCUACACCCCUCAGAUUUAUAGUUAAGAAAACAGACCUAGAUAGUGAAGUCAGUUGUCCAAGGUCAUCCUUCAUGAACUAAAAGUGGGUUUGGGGACAUUAUUAAUUCCAUUCUGAGGGGAAACAAAAGUAAUAAUUAUAAAACUUUAUGGUCAUUGCUAAAUGCUGAAUAUAUAGUCCAUGUUCAAAUUUGCCAAAAUUAAAGAAAACUAACCACGUCUUAAGAAAUACAGUUGGGAUAUCUGAUGUAAGAGUCCAUUGUAUCCAUUUUCAACUUUAAAAGUAAUUAAUGUUUAGGAUGGCUUACACAAGUGAAUCCACAUAUGAGUUGCAUUACCAGACCUCCCCAGUGAUGGGGAUUAUUAUCAUGUUUAGUUGAUAUGGUCUCUGAUCACAUAGGUUUAUCUUUUUCCUUAUUUCUGCCAUGGUUAAAAAUGUCUUGAGUGUUGUAGGGCUAUUACAGAAAUUUGAUACUCUCUGUCUAGGCAGCAGACUUGUUAGUAUCAAUUGACUUGCAUUUGUAUUUAGAUGACUCUUCUAACAGCAAAAAUAGCUGUUGAAGGGAGAAUUCAGAGAGAUGUCACCCCUGAAGAUGCAUACUCCUGACUAAAGUGAACUGUUUUCCUUGCUCAUCUGCUGCCUAGUCCCACAACACCAUUAAAAAUAUACUUUGAAUAAUACUCAUGAAGCCCUCCUAGCAAUUCCAUAAAGAAAACUUCAAACUCCUUAAUAUUAUGUUUCAGACAAAUCUUCGGUGUUAAAAUCUCAAAAUGUUUUCUGUUCAGAUUCUUGAUUCAGAUACUGAAAAGAAUGUAAACCUCAGGAUUGCUAGUCUUAUUUUUUAUUGUUUUUUGUUGUUGUUGUUUUUGCUUUUCUCAGGGCAAUGAGGGUUAGGUGACUUGCCUAGGGUCACGCAGCUAGUGUCAAGUGUCUGAGGCCAGAUUUGAACUCAGGUCCUCCUAAAUUCAGGGCCUGUGCUCUAUCCACUGCACCACCUAGCUGCCCCCUACUAGUCCCCCUACUAGUCUUAUAUUUUAGUAUACUUAAUACUUCAUUGAGGUGUGCUCCCCCUCUAACAGUACAAAUCUCAAUCCAUCUAUGCUUUUAAAUUCUUUUCCAUAGCCUCCCAUAAAUCUUGGAGAACUAGAAAAAGGUUCCUAGCAUAUUGGUUGGACUCUAUGCACAGGCCCCCCCCCCUUCUUCCUUGCAUGUUAGUAUUCACUGGCAGGCCAUUCUUCAGUACCCUGGGGCUGGCCUAUGGAACCUUUGGUAAAAGCAUGGAUCAGCAUAUCUCUCUGCCAAAUCUGAUCGGUCAUGAUAUCCAUGAAUGUAAUAACAUCAGUCUUGGCAUGUAGAGAUGCUUAUAACACUGGUUUCUCACCAUAGAGAUGGAAUAUGGCAGUGUGGAGGCAGACAAAUAGAGAAUAUAUAUAUGUGUGUGUGUAUAUCAGGGCUCAGACCUUUAGAAAAAGUGCUCGGCUCAUUGUCCUUUUGGAAUCUCCAUCCCGGUCUGUUCAUCCAAGUUUGUUAUGGACAUAAUGAGGCCCAGGAGAAGGUUUCUUGUCUUUGGCUGCUUCCUUAAUCUCUUGUUCCAGGCCCGUUCACUUCCAUAGACCAAAUACAGUAUGCUGAAAGGAACAUUUUUUAUAUUGUUAUAAUAAAGUCGUGGGCAAGUCUUUGAAUAGCUAGGAGGAGCAGGUCUUUUUGUCUGUGUCAGAAGUCCAAAAGGCACAAGACCUCUGAAGUCCUAGGAAUCUAAAGCUCAGGUCCUGAGCUAUCAGCCUAGGGCUGCCAUGACUGGCUCUUGAGCCAGAAGCACCAAAGAUCACGUGAACCUCUUCUAAGAUUUUGUUGGCGGAGGCGUUCCAAGAAAAUCCAUGCACCUGUGAUUUUAAUUUUCUCCUACGAGAAAAAGAAAAUGUUUUUCCCUAAGACUGAAGACCAAUCUCCAUUGUGAUAUCACACACUGAAUAUCUUAAAAAUCAAAACUUCUCUCUUUUGGAGGACUCCAGAAUUAAAUGGAGUGCUGUGUAAGGGACAAAGACUCCUCUUUGUCAGAAAGACGAAGUUAGGCUGUUACAUUCUCAGAAUGAACUUCUUGUCUUUCCUUUGGAAGUGAGCAUUCUUUGGGGGCUCUGUACUGCAUCUCACUGAAUUCCUUUUGCUGGCAGAAAGGAAAAAGUGGCACAUUUUGAUGAAUAUUGUUGAAGAGGGCAAAAAACCAGUUCUUUCCUUUUGUCUCGAGAACAGAAAAGAUCAUAUGGUGUUCAGCAUUAAAACUGACUUUAGUUUUGAUUUCUUUUUUCUUUUUCACUGAAUGCUGAAAUCUAGUUUCCCUCAAACUUUCUUUCAGGGCUGCUCUUUGAAGGGCAUCUGAACAGAAAAAAACCCCAGUUUAGUUAGUCCACUAGAUGAACUUGGUUCUUAGGUCCAAGGGCCUGCCUUCUGUGGGGUGUCUGCCUUCUUUUCAAUUAUUUUUAUUUUUUUGUGGGGCAGUGAGGGUUAAGUGACUUGCCCAGGGUUAUACAGCUAGUGAGUGCCAAGUGUUUGAGGCUGGAUUUGAACUCAGGUCCUCCUGAAUCCAGGGCCAGCGCUUUAUCCACUGCGCCACCCUGUCUGCCUUCUUUUUAG
Dromiciops gliroides (monito del monte) is the source of this 5617-nucleotide messenger RNA. It is a transcript of the gene MTG1, whose product is annotated as mitochondrial ribosome associated GTPase 1. The transcript is spliced from 11 exons. Lineage: Eukaryota; Metazoa; Chordata; Mammalia; Microbiotheria; Microbiotheriidae. Gene Ontology annotation, molecular function: GTPase activity; GTP binding. The record is from RefSeq and is a predicted model, not a curated record. Bases 85 to 1092 code for a protein of 335 amino acids. Gene Ontology annotation, cellular component: mitochondrion.